AUGUCCAUCAUCGCACAAUGGGUUGACACAACCCUAAAAACAGUAGACAUGGACGCAGUGGAUGCUCUACGCGCGUUCUUCCUGCUGGCCGCCGCCACAACCGUCUCCAUCAGCAUCCCGGCCUCCCUGCGCGAUCGAUUUCUAGUCUAUGGGCCGCGCGCAACAUCGACUCCGACCUCGAGCUCGUCCGGCCGACCAGCCGCAGCUGCCCAGCCUGAGGGUGCGAAGCGGGGAUUCCUCGACUAUCUGGCGACAUGGCAGGUGCCUCAUAGCUACUUUACGCAAUUUUACAUUGCUUCCUUGCUCUCGUCUGUGUUCUGGGCUGCUCAAUUACUGUCCCGGGGCGUAGUGUUCCAGGCUAUCGCUACUCGGGUGAACGAGGAACAUCGACAGCAGACGAUGUCCAUGACGCAGCUUAUUAUCUGUUGGAUUUUGUUGGCUAUGCAGGGAUCCCGCAGGCUGUGGGAGUGCGUCAACUUUUCAAAGCCUUCUUCUUCACAGAUGUGGGUGGUUCAUUGGGUGCUGGGGUUGGGAUUCUAUCUGGCUGCGGGUGUGGCGAUUUGGAUUGAGGGUUCAGGGACACUCCUGACCAAAGAUCUGACCAUUCACCAUCUGAAGAUCACUAACGCCCCAAGCAUGCGGACGUUCUUCCUUGUCCCACUCUUCCUAGUCGCAUCAGGUCUCCAACACGACUCCCACCACUACCUUUUCUCAUUAGAAAAAUACACCCUCCCCCAACACCCCAUGUUCAGCGGUGUCGUGUGCCCCCACUACGGAGCAGAAUGCGUCAUCUACCUAUCGCUCUCAUUCCUAGCCGCGCCACGCGGAGCUCUAGUGAACAAAACCAUGCUCGCCUGCAUGGCCUUCGUCGCCGUAAACCUGGGCCUAACGGCCCGCAAUACCAAGAAAUGGUAUGCACAAAAGUUCGGUAAAGACUCGGUCAAGGAUUGGUGGUAUAUGAUUCCCUGGGUCUACUAG
This is a messenger RNA of Penicillium antarcticum, 978 nucleotides long. RefSeq names its product putative 3-oxo-5-alpha-steroid 4-dehydrogenase. NCBI's taxonomy places the organism in Eukaryota, Fungi, Ascomycota, Eurotiomycetes, Eurotiales, Aspergillaceae. The transcript has 3 exons. Gene Ontology annotation, biological process: polyprenol catabolic process; dolichol-linked oligosaccharide biosynthetic process. Gene Ontology annotation, cellular component: endoplasmic reticulum. Gene Ontology annotation, molecular function: 3-oxo-5-alpha-steroid 4-dehydrogenase activity. The record is from RefSeq and is a predicted model, not a curated record. Bases 1 to 978 code for a protein of 325 amino acids.